Molecule: messenger RNA, 1110 nt
Organism: Cordyceps fumosorosea ARSEF 2679
Lineage: Eukaryota; Fungi; Ascomycota; Sordariomycetes; Hypocreales; Cordycipitaceae
Product: dehydrogenase/reductase SDR family
Exons: 1
Coding region: 1-1110 (369 amino acids)
Molecular function (GO): oxidoreductase activity, acting on the CH-OH group of donors, NAD or NADP as acceptor
Source: RefSeq, a predicted model, not a curated record
AUGUCUGGCGUUCUCUACUCCCUCGAGCACUCGCGCAUCGCAAAGGCCGUCGGCGGCGUUGUCGGCCUCGGCUUCAACCCCGUCGUCUCCGGCGCGCUGCUCGCCUUCCUGCUGCGCGCGCCCCCGCACGUCCUCGCCCAGACUCUGCAGCGCGUCUCCCUGCCUGCCAACCAGGACCUGACCACGGCCAAGACGGUCCUCCAGGUGCUCUUGGGCAUUGGCCUCGUCCGCGCCGUCAACCGCAAGCUCAGCGACAUGGCGGCCAACGCGUGGCGGUGGGGCCCCGCGCCCGGCUGGGACUGGCCGCGCGAGGUCGCCGUCGUCACCGGCGGCUGCAGCGGCAUCGGCCUGGCCAUCGUGCACAAGCUGCGCGCCCGGCGCGUCCGCGUCGCCGUCCUCGACGUGCAGCCAGCGCCGCGCGAGCUGGCGCGCGACGACGGCGUGCGCUACUACAAGUGCGACGUCACCUCGUCCGCGUCCGUGGCCGAGGUGGCCGCCGCGAUCCGCGCGGACCUCGGCGACCCGACCAUCCUCAUCAACAACGCGGGCAUCGCGGUGCCCACCAACAUCCUCGACAUCUCCGAGGACGCGCUGCGCCGCAUCUUUGGCGUCAACACCAUGUGCCACUGGCUCACCUGCCAGCAGUUCCUGCCGGCCAUGAUCCGCGCCGACAAGGGCCACGUCGUCACCAUCGCGUCCGUCGCGUCCUUUGUCAGCCUGCCGGGCCACGCCGACUACGGCGCGACCAAGGCGUCGGCGCUGGCCUUCCACGAGGCGCUGCGGACGGAGCUGCGCCACGCCUACGACGCGCCCAACGUGCUGGCCACCGUCGUCCACCCCAACUUCGUCGCCACCCCGCUGCUGACGGACUUUGAGCAGCACCUCAAGGACGGCGGCGUGCGGAUGCUCACGCCGGAGCAGGUCGCCGCCGACACGACGGAGCGCAUCUUUGCGCGCAGGGGCGGCCAGGUCAUCAUCCCCAAGUCGUCGGCCGGCACCUCGGCCGUGCGCGGCUGGCCGACCUGGCUCCAGGUCCUCAUCCACGACGUCCUCGGCGCCCGGACGGCAAAAAUGAACGCGGACAAGAAGCGCGGCACUGCCAGAAAGUGA